CAGAGGGGGAUUUAGGAGUGAUUCAGUCUGUCUUCGUGUAUAUUUUGAGACUGCUAUAAAAUGUACAACCACGGUGGAUAUGGUGGCGAGAGCAUGGGUGGAGGAGGAUACACACAGUCUCCAGGGGGCUUUGGCUCGCCCUCAGCCUCACAAGGAGAAAAGAAAGGGAGGAUGCGCGCACAGCACAUCAUCCCCUGCACCGUCUCCCAGAUCAAGAACGCUGUGCAGUCAGAAGACGUCUUCAGGGUCGGAGAGGUGGAGGUUGCUCAGGUCACGAUAGUGGGGCUAAUCAGAAGCAUGGACAAGUCCAUGACCAAUAUCCAGUACAUAGUGGAUGACAUGACUGCUGCCCCCAUGGAUGUGAAGCAGUGGGUGGACACUGAGGAUCCCAGCGUGGACAGCACAGUUAUCCCCCCAGGCACCUACGUAAAAGUCUCCGGCAACCUACGCUCCUUCCAGAACAACCGAUCCCUGGUGGCGUUCCGCGUGCGGCCCCUGGAGGACAUGAAUGAGAUCACCUCUCACAUGCUGGAGGUGGUGCAAGCUCACAUGGUGCUCAGCAAACCACAGGCCACGAUGGCUGGUGGCGGCGGAAUGGGCAUGGGCUCCAUGCCCACCUCCAACAUGGGGGGCAUGAGCAGCAUGGGGGGUGGCGGUAGCUACAGCGGAGGUGGUGGGGGAUACCAGGGUGCCAGCAACAUGGCCUCCAACGGACUCAGCGCCAACCAGAACCAGGUGCUGUGUUUGAUCAAGAGCUGCCCAGACGCACAAGGCAUCAGCAUCCAGGAACUCAAGCAGAGACUCAGCGGCAUGAGCGUCACCACCAUCAGGCAAGUGGUCGACUUCCUUAGCAACGAGGGGCACAUUUUCUCCACUAUUGACGAGGAUCACUACAGGUCUACUGACAACGAGGUCUAGGCUUUUGACGUUGGAUUUUGAACCCCCUUUGCCCACCCUGGUUUAUGGAUAUUUAGUAUCCCCCCCACACACCUGACACGAUCUGUUUUGUCCUGCACUUGCUGAUGCUUGGCUUUGUGACUAUGAGCCAUUGGUUAGCCUCGGAAACCUCAAACUAACUAAACAUAUCGGCAGGUUUCCUGCCUCUGUGCUCAUGUGAUGUAUUGUAUAAAAAAGAAAAAGGGGUUAGUUGCAAGUGUUGUGGGUUUCCUGAGCUGUUGUCUCUCCAUACCCGAAGAAUCGUGAGUUAAACAGAAGAGCAGUUAGUAAUGUCUUUGUUUUAAUAUAGGGCAUUACAAAAUGACAUUACAUCGUUUAUCAUUACUUGGUUAAGUUACUUUGUAAAUGUUCCUUUUUUGUCCAAGAGAAAAAUAAAAUAAAACAUGUUUUCUUAAAUAUC
Messenger RNA from Engraulis encrasicolus (European anchovy), 1357 nucleotides. It is a transcript of the gene rpa2, whose product is annotated as replication protein A2. Gene Ontology annotation, cellular component: site of double-strand break; nucleus; DNA replication factor A complex. Gene Ontology annotation, biological process: nucleotide-excision repair; DNA replication; double-strand break repair via homologous recombination. The record is from RefSeq and is a predicted model, not a curated record. Lineage: Eukaryota; Metazoa; Chordata; Actinopteri; Clupeiformes; Engraulidae. Gene Ontology annotation, molecular function: single-stranded DNA binding. The coding region runs from base 61 to 918 and encodes 285 amino acids. The transcript has 9 exons.